Molecule: messenger RNA, 543 nt
Organism: Enterobius vermicularis (human pinworm)
Lineage: Eukaryota; Metazoa; Nematoda; Chromadorea; Rhabditida; Oxyuridae
Source: the annotation of a GenBank genome assembly
AUGUGGCCGAGUCGACGAAUUGCAUGUGCUCGACAAAGGAUCUUUGUUAGGCAAGCGCCAGAGAGCCUGCUUAAACCCAGUGCGAAGGAUGCUUCUGCAUCCUCUCAAGAGAGAGAAAAAGUUACGGGGCAGCGGCAGUCUCUGUUACUCCUUGUUAGUUUGCAUCCAGAAAAACUGAUUUUUGAAAACACCACGGCAUCCAAAUCUGCCGCAGAUGCGCUUGGUUUGGCACUCGCAGAAGCUGUACAAUACGGAAUUACAGAUAUCGAAGCUAUGCACUCUGAAACGGCUUUCACUAGCGCUUCCCGGUGUCGCAACAACGCUUCAGAAAUUUCAGUCUCCUUACAGCGAGUUAAGGACUGUUCUUUCAGCACAUCAUUAAUUCAACGACGUGUAUCAGGGAGUCCUCCUAUUUUGUCGAGCGGAAGUUUGCUAAUAUUGGCAUCUACAAGUAUUAACGCCGGAUUUCACGUUAUUAAUGGCUUUACAUUACUUGAUAACAACGCUUAUCCAGGUCUUUUUAAUGUUGACUACUGUAUGUAA